Molecule: messenger RNA, 3319 nt
Organism: Frankliniella occidentalis (western flower thrips)
Lineage: Eukaryota; Metazoa; Arthropoda; Insecta; Thysanoptera; Thripidae
Product: elongation of very long chain fatty acids protein-like
Exons: 6
Coding region: 869-1687 (272 amino acids)
Biological process (GO): very long-chain fatty acid biosynthetic process; fatty acid elongation, saturated fatty acid; fatty acid elongation, polyunsaturated fatty acid
Cellular component (GO): endoplasmic reticulum membrane
Molecular function (GO): fatty acid elongase activity
Source: RefSeq, a predicted model, not a curated record
CUUGAGCAAUUCAACUUUGCGCAAGCGAAGCGGCGCGCCUUCGGCGUGCCGGCCGAGGGCUGUUAGACCGGAGCAGUCGAGUGCCAGCCAGCAACAUGAGCGUCCUGCAGGGGCUGUGGGAAUGGCAGCACCUCCACUUCGUCGAGAGAGUCGGUGAGUCGGCAGGUCGACACAGUCCACGGGUGCCACAAGUCUAAAAAGCCCGCACGGCUGCAUCUGGUGCAGCAUAACCAGAGGAAAAUACGGAGUCGAUGGGCCAGCGAGCACUGUUCCGCAUGCAUAAGGUGCCCCCACGAACGGGAGCCAUGGACCAUGAGCCAUGACUCCCGGGCCAUCUUUCCUCAAACUGCAGUUUGCCCACAUGCCCAAAUUCACGCAGUUUUUAGCGCAAAUAUCUAAAGUAAAUUAGCCAACUGCAACUGUGAGAUACGGCUCUGAGAGAAGGGCCCUAAGUCCCACGGAGAGCCAUGAGCUAUGUGCCAUACGGUGACCAGAGACCAUCGCAUAGGGGCCGAACUCGCAAUUUAAUAUUCGAUUAUUGUUACAUAAAAGUGCGUUAAGAUUCUAGCAAAAAUGGUCCGUCGCUGAUGGCCCAUGGCUCAUGACUUCCGUUCAUUUGUGGGGGCACCUGUACGCGUGGAUGCGAUGCCCACCCUACUCCCAAGGGGCCAUAAUAAGGCGCCGUGGGGAGAGACAAUGGGAAGCCUGUGAAAAAGAGUUGUAGGUUUUACGGUAAAAUUUCCACGAUGCGUGUCGUAAAAUUACAAUUCAAAAUUCUAAAAUUACAAGAACGCACGUAUUGACAUAGAAUUCGUCAACGAGCAGAACUGGGCUGUCAUCAAUUUACAACAUAUUUUGUAAAUAUUAAAUGAUAGUAACCGCCCCUCUCUCACACAUACUCUCUAUAUUUCUCUCUCUCUCUUUCUGUUCAGAUCCUCGCAUUGCCAUUUAUCCGCUUUUCGGCCCCUCGUUCGGCCUCGGGCCGCCAUGGGGCCUUUUCGGGGUUGUUGCCCUGUACGUAUAUUGUGUUAAGUUUCUGGGUCCGCGACUCAUGAAGGACAGGCAGCCCUUCGAGCUGCGAAAAGUUAUGAUCGUCUACAACGCCAUGCAGGUCUUGUUGUCCGGGUACACCUUUUAUGAGUCUUGGGUUGCAGGUUGGGGCGGUCGAUAUAAUUGGUUUUGCCAGCCUCUAGGCCCGAGUGACUACACACCAAUGGACAUUCGAGCGGCUCGCUGCUCGUACUUGUACUUCUUCAGUAAAAUAAUUGAUUUGGCGGACACGUUUUUCAUCGUCAUGCGAAAGAACUACAAGCAACUCUCCUUCCUUCACGUAUACCAUCACGCAGUUAUGGUCCUCGGCGUGUGGUAUGGUAUCGCCUAUUCACCAGGUGGUCAUGUGACAUUUGUUGGCUUUCUUAACACGUUCGUGCACACCGUGAUGUAUGGGUAUUACCUGGCAACGCUCCUCUUCGACAUGCGACGCUUUAUUUUCCUCAAAAAGUGGAUUACAAGAAUGCAGCUUUUCCAAUUUUUCUGCGUAUUCAUCCACUCGGCGCAGGUGUUCCUCCAGCCAUCCUGCCCCGUGUCAAGAAGCAACAUGGUGUUCCUCAUGAUCCAGAGCCUCAUCAUGACCGGCCUGUUCUCUAAUUACUACUUCCACGCGUACAUUAAAAAGAAGGAAGCUUAGUGUACGAAAACCUCUGGAAAUUACACCUAAUCCACGGGAUAAAUUGUUAAGCCCCCUAGACAGCACACAUUCUCUUGCUGGAUUCCGAUAGUCAAUCUUCGGGGCCAUCACACGACAAAUCAAAUCAUUAAUCCUCGGAGGAUUUUUCACGCCCUUGCAGUGUUUGUUGUUAUCCUGGCAGUAAAGGCAGUAAAGUCGUCUUGCCUACUCGCAGUUGCAGGCGCAGAAAGUAUGUCCAUCUCUCGCCGUUAAGAACCUGCCACAUUCGUUCUCUGCAAGCGCCCAUACUCUGCAAACCUAGGUGUGAGAGACUCACGCCUUUUGGUGUGAGGCACUUUUGUCCUACACCUUUUGGUGUGAGAUACGUGUGUACUGCAUCUUUUGGUGUGAGGUACACGCGCCAAAAAAUUGUCGUUGUUCCAACGACAUGUGUCACUGGACCAACAACAUUUUGUCUUUGUAAUGGUGUAUUUCGACUAACGGAGGAAGAAGAAUGGCGGGUAAAACAUGAAGGUUGCUGAUUGGCCUAGCGCCUACCACCACUACUGGCGUGACGCAGAGGCGGGAAGCUUUUGACCAAUCGGUAACGUUUAUGUUAGAUCGGCUAUUCUUCUUCCUCCGUUAGACGAAAUACACUAUAAUGGCUUCAGGAACAUAGGAUGCUAUUCCAACGACCACGAUAUAUGCUGGCUCAACGACAUAGCCGGUGGCACAGCCACCGGCUCUCAUAGGGCUAGCAACAUCGUGUCUUUGGACCAACAACCCGCACACAAGAACACGACGGUCGCUGGAACAAUGAUUUUUUUCCGUGCAGUGCGUCUGACGCCUUCAGACGAACUAUACCUCAUACCAAAUGGUGUUGUACAAAAGUGUACAACACCAAAAGGUGUGGGAGUGUCUCACACCUAGGUUUCCCAGAGAGCGCCUUGUGGGUAGGCAACACCUUGCCUACAAUGCAUGCGUGUACUGCGAGGUGGCCUACCCUAAGUCUCGCAGGCGCCGAGCUCCCGUUAUUCGCCGAAUGAAUCAGAGAAAUACGGACUCUCUGGACAAUACCACCUCCAUAUGGAUGGAAAAUACCUUGACUUGCUUAUUAACGCGAACAUAGAUGUCCGCCUGGUGCCCUGAUAAAUAAGGUGUACAACUGGUAUGCACAAUGCAAGUGCAUAACGGUACGUUGCACAAAUUUAAUGUUCGACUGGAUGUUUGAAUACUAAAAAGUGUUUAACAGUAAACUUGAACACUUCAGGGAUAGACUCUUUAAAAAGUUUAAUUUUACUGUUUAGCACUUUUAAGAAUCCAAAUAUCCCGUCUAACACCUAAGAGUCUAAGAGUGUGACCAUAGAGUUGAACACUACCAUGUGCAUGCGAACUUGCCAGUUGUACACUUUUUUUCAGUGGGAGGAGGCUGGAGGCGAAUUGGAAAAGAAGGGGGCUACAAGUAGGUCUAGAUCCAAGUCGAGAUUACUAAUUUUGGACUAACUGGACAGACAAAAUUUGUUAGACAGGGGGUGAAAAGUGAAGUCUUUCUUCCUGGGUGCUGAAAUGAUUGUUUACAAUAUUGAUCUCACGACUGACUCAAACCUGUUGGGCUUGCUACCUGCAGUCAAUAAAAGCUGUUUCUUAUAUAAA